This is a messenger RNA of Epinephelus lanceolatus (giant grouper), 1386 nucleotides long. Its product is annotated as tyrosine-protein phosphatase non-receptor type substrate 1-like. NCBI's taxonomy places the organism in Eukaryota, Metazoa, Chordata, Actinopteri, Perciformes, Serranidae. The record is from RefSeq and is a predicted model, not a curated record.
GUUCAAAAUGAAGUCGGACAAGCAGCUCAUCCCAAAGUCAUCCAGGCAGUGGGUUGUGGAGAAGAAUCAAACUUCUUCCCUGGUGAUCUCUGAGGUAACACUGGAGGAUUCUGGGUGGUAUUACUGUGAGGUGAACGUCCUGCAGAAAGACCCAGAGUGGGGCAACGGCACCGAGCUGGUCGUCUUGGCACCUCCUUCAGCUCCCAAGAUUUACCUCCAAACUCCCUUCGACCCACAGACUGGUCAGUGGGCUCUCUUCUGUCUCACCGGGGGAUUCCACCCCAGUGAGCUCACCCUCACCUGGACCUACCAGAGCGAAGCAGCCAAUAUCGAUCACCUGUCAGUCACCAAUUGCACCCUUCCUGUGUUUAACCCCCAUGGUUACCUGUCUAAACCCCAGGCUGAAGGAGCCCUGCUGUCCUCAGAUUGGUUGUUGGACUUCAUGCCGACGAGUCACCUAAAGUGUUUCCAGGUGAUGGACAACCACAGCCAGAAAGCGUAUCUCUUCAGUGUGUUUCUCCUGCCACAGAAGGAGUCCUUGAAAGCAGGGAUCACCUUCACUUGUGGGGUGCAGGACCACCCUGCCAUGACCACUGCUCUGACUGCCUCCUUCACUUGGGAUGCCUCCCCUAACGAGCUGAUUGUGCACUUGAACAUUCUCAAGAUGUGUUUCCUCUCUGCAAUGACCGCUGUCUUUUUAUUGGAAGCAGUCAAACAUUUCUGCGUGCAGGGAAAAUAAUGUCCGCCAUGAAGUACAAAUUGAAAUAGGAGAGAAAACGGGUGUUCAGUGCGGCUGAUCUCAGCAGGCCAACCUUUGACAAACAACAUCACACAAACCACGUCCAGAGUCAUCGCUGAAAAAUGAGAAUUAACCCUGACUGAACAGUUAAUUCUGCACCAUGAGUAACCGUUGUGUAUAAUCCCUCCCUCUCUCUCAUAUUUGAAAGUUUCUAAACCUCCUGCUGUAUAUCCUGCUAUAUAUUCGGCUUUCACAUACUGUAUAUCCUCUAAACAUCAACACAGGGCUGAUUUCUUUCUGCACAUCAAAGCUGUUUAUCUCUGUAACUCUUUAUCGCUGCGGCGUGCUGACUAGCGUGUUUUUGGAUCUGCUCAUUGUGCCACUGGCUGGUAGUUUGCACAUCUUAGUCAUUCACUCGGGGUCUGUGUGUCAGAAUGAAUGCUUCAUGCAUGAUCCACCUGUCAAACAGAUACAGUGAUCAGCUCAACCUCCGCGCAGGCCUAAUCCUCACAAAACAGGAUUACAGUCGAUGCCAGCGCUUGCUUGUGUGAUAGCAUUGUUUACGUGUACGGUGUGUGGGGUAAGAUCUUGAUUCACGUGUUGGGGGGGGGGCUCAUUUUAAAUUUAGGCCUGCCCACACUACCAAC